Messenger RNA from Oreochromis aureus, 18405 nucleotides. It is a transcript of the gene kmt2a, whose product is annotated as lysine (K)-specific methyltransferase 2A. The transcript has 34 exons. Lineage: Eukaryota; Metazoa; Chordata; Actinopteri; Cichliformes; Cichlidae. Gene Ontology annotation, cellular component: histone methyltransferase complex; nucleus. Gene Ontology annotation, molecular function: zinc ion binding; histone H3K4 methyltransferase activity; protein binding. Gene Ontology annotation, biological process: positive regulation of DNA-templated transcription. The record is from RefSeq and is a predicted model, not a curated record. Bases 82 to 13761 code for a protein of 4559 amino acids.
GUUGUUUAUGUGGAGUGCUCGGUAAGGGUUCCGCCCACUGAGGUAUCUCCGAUCGCAGGGCAGACAGGCAGAGAGUGUAAAAUGGCGCACAGCUGUCGGUGGCGGUUCCCUGCUCGGCCCGGAGGGAGCAGCAACUCCGGUACCGGGAGGAGAGCGGGCCGAAUCAGGGUUACUGCCUCUUUGCGGAGUGUCUCGGGAGCCCACCCUAAUGCAGCUGGGCUCGGACCUGGGUUUGAUGCUGCACUACAGGUCUCUUCGGUUAUCGGGAGCAACCUGCAGAAAUUUCGGGAUGUUUUGGGGGAAUCGAGCGACUCUAGCAGCACGGAGGAAGAAGCAUUUGAAGGAUUUGGACCAGUUGUUGAACAGAAGCGAAUACAGAGCCCUUCAACAACUUCCUCAGCAGGCCCACCUAUACAGGAGAAGAAGCCAAGAGGGCGCCCGCCACGGGUCCUGUCCGCCCAGAAAAUUGCUGCAAGUCUAUCUUCCCCAUCAUCCUUUCCCUCCCCAACACAGGACAAACCUGAGGGACCUGAAAGACCAGCUGAAAGGGUGAAAAGGCUACCUGGGAGGCCACCUGGCACCGGAGAAAAGAGAAGAGGCCGACCCCCUUCUUCAAGUAGCAAGAAAGCUUGGACUACGGGAAGCCAUGCAGCAGGGGAGGACACCAGGCAGGUUGGGUUUGAGCUGGACACAGAGGAGGACAAGGACAGAAAGGGUGGCAAGAAGGUCCCACUGGGCUCUACUCAGCCACAUGAUACUGAGGCGAGGUUUUCCAAAGGUGGACGGGGUGAAUCCAAAGUUACCAACCUGAAGAGGCUGACAGAGACUAAGCUCACCCCUCUGAAGCCACGCCUCAAGACUUUGCCUGGUGUUCCCCGACGCAGACGUGGACGACCACCAUCAGCUGAGCGGCUCAAAGCUGAAGCAGCAGCAGCAGCUGCUGCUGCCCAGCUGUCUACCUCCAUUGAAUGUGGGGAAGGGAAACAUAAAACGUUCAGGGUCAGAGGUGGGGCCGCAGAAUCACACACACCUCAGCAGCCCAUGCUAAGGAGUGUGGAUGGCACUGAGGACCAAGACUCUUCCAAUCCACCUGCCUCCCCACCUCCCUCCAAGCCAGGCAGAGCGGUGGGCCUCAGAAAAAGCCCUCGGCACAGAAAGCCGGUCAGAAUCGUUCCCCCGUGUAAGCGCCCUGAUGCAACCAUUGCCAAACAGCUGCUGCAACGUGCUAAGAAAGGAGCACAGAAGCGACUGGAGAAAGAAGCUGUAGCCAUUGGGGGUAGUGGGGGAGGAGCCAUUGAAGCUGGCAUCAGGAAGACCCCGCUGAAGAACAUCAGGCAGUUCAUCAUGCCCGUGGUCAGCACUGUCUCCCUUCGCAUCAUCAAAACACCCAAACGCUUCAUUGAAGAUGAGGGGAGUUUUGGAACCCCAGCACCCCAUACAAAGAUACCCCGCUUAGACACAGCCCCUUCAUCUGUCGCCACUUCUGCCCAACCUGCCUGCACCACUUCCUCAUCCCCUUCUCCUGUGCUUGUCUCCUCUACAUCUGCUGUUACUAGCGCUGGUACCACUGCCCCGACUGACUCUCUCCCGCCUCCUUCAUCUCCUGCCCCUGUUCCCUCUGUUCCAUCAACAGCUGCCGGUCUUCUUAAUAGCAGCAACAGCAACACAGCCAAUGGGAGAUUCAGCAGUAGCGCGCCAUCUUGCGGCUCAAGUGCUGUGUCACAGCAUUCCUCACAACUCUCUUCUGCAGAGUCUUCCAGGUCCAGCAGCCCGAGCUUGGAUGACUCAUCGUGCAACUCCCAGGCUUCGGAGGCCACGCAGGCUUUGUCAGAGCCAGAGGAUCAUUCUCCGUCCUCACAGGGAGAGAGGGAGGCCAACCUGCUACACACCUCACAGCCUGCCUCUCCUCCCUCUGAACCAGAGGCAGAGCAUGUGCUGGCAGAGAGGAAUCGACGAGGCCGGAGAGGGCAGGGGGUCAGCCAGGUGGGUCAGAAACAGAGGGGAAGAGAGACGCUCACCACUGGGAUCAAAAAGCCAAUCAUCAGCCCACCAACAGGAGUGCUGAUGUCCUCCUCUGCACUUGUAAAUUCCCAGCAAGCUUCAUCCACAGCUUCUUCGUCUUCUUCACCUCCCCCUCUCCUCACCCCUCCACAGCCUCCCCAGUCAACCUCCACUGGUACAGCUGCUAUUAGUGAACACCACCCCCAGUCGUCUUGGAUGCCUCACCCCAUCCCGCCAUUCCUCCCUGGACCGUCAGUGCUGCCCAGCUUGUCAGACAAAAGAAGUCGCUCAAUUCUGAGAGAGCCCACCUUCCGAUGGACAUCCCUGUCCCACCCCAAACAGCAGUACUUUUCCUCUGCUAAAUAUGCCAAGGAGGGCCUUAUACGCAAGCCGGUAUUUGACAACUUCCGUCCUCCACCUCUCACACCUGAAGACGUCGGGCUGGGUGUUGGUGGGGCAGGGGGAGCUGCUCCGGUUGCAUUUCCAGCACCGGUCACCGGAGCAGGAAGUGGGACUCGUCUGUUUGCCCCUCUUCAUCCCCACGCUCACCACCAGCACCCCCCAUCAUCCCGCUUUGACGCACCACUUCAAAAGCGCAGCCCGUUGCUUCGUGCUCCACGCUUUACACCCAGUGAGGCUCACUCUCGGAUAUUUGAGUCAGUUACCCUGCAGUCAUCUUCGGGGAGCAGCCCUGGAUCAAUCUCCCCACACCAGACGCCACCCAGCUCCACCAGAACCCAGCGGCGUAGGAGACGGCCGGUUCCGGGAACACUACGUGGCCAUCCACGGUCUCCAUCACACUCGAUGACCAGACGCAGCAGCCAAAUAGGAGGCCAGAUGUCCAUGGGGAAAGGGGCCUCAGAGAUAUCUGUGCUGCAAGGCUCUGCCUCCAGUAGUAACCCCAGCUCUUUGCCAGGGGUAUCUGCAAGCCCACUAGCCACUAGUGCCUUAACUUCUGCUCCUUUCAACACUUUCUCCACGGUAUCACACGGUAUACUGGCCUCACAAGGAACAGCCGAUAAUCGAAGAGGGACCACUGGAAACCCACCUCCCAUGUCAGCUGCAUCAUCCGGUUCUUCCCCACUUUUCCCUCUCUUUCCUCCCAGUGGCCAAGACACAGGGCGAGGAGCUGGGAAGGGAGGUAAAGAAAAAAGUUUGUCCACUCCCCAGGAACCCGCUCAGAAGGAAAAAGAGAGAGAUUCUGAGAAAAAUCGUGAGAAGGAGAAGGAGAAUAAGAGAGAAGGGAAGAAGGAUUUGGAGAAAAGAAGUCGGGUUUCUACACCAGAUGGCUCCCCUAAUGCACCUUCUAGUCUGUUUACUGUAGAUGGGAGGGACUCUGAUGGUCUUGCUCCAAAAAAGGCUCCGGGGAGAAAAAAAUCAACAUCAGCUGACAUGGUUUCUGACACCGCUUCCUCAGAUGUGCCACCUUCCACUGGUCCUGUGUCCUUUACUAAAGGACGUCUGCCUAAGAAAGGCAGGCCCUCUGAGAAGGGAGCAGAGAUGGAGGAUGGGGAAAAAGAGAAAGAGAAAAGAAGUACUCCCAGCCAAAAUACAGCAAGCCUCCCAGUGCAUCCCAGCAGACAACAGCUUCCUAUUUCCCCUAUUGGAAAAUUUUUAUCAAAUUCAGAGAAACACCCUGUGACUGACAAGCGGGUAGUUGGACUACUGAAGAAGGCCAAAGCCCAGCUCUUUGAGAUAAAGAAGAACAAGCUAAAACCUACAGAUCAGACAAAGGUCCAGGGUCAAGAGAGUGAUUCGUCGGAGGCAUCAGUCCGUGGACCGCGCAUCAAGCAUGUAUGCCGUCGUGCAGCUGUGGCUCUUGGCCGUAACCGGGCGGUGUUCCCUGAUGACAUGCCCACACUUAGUGCCUUGCCCUGGGAGGAGAGAGAGAAGAUCCUAUCUUCCAUGGGGAAUGAUGACAAGUCUUCAGUUGCGGGCUCAGAAGAGGCAGAGCCUCAGUCCCCUCCCAUAAAGCCACGGGAGACCCGGCAAAAGGCUGUUCAAGAAGCUCCUCCUAAAAAGGGCCGACGGUCGCGGCGCUGUGGCCAGUGCUCAGGCUGCCAGGUUCCAGAAGACUGCGGUGAAUGUACCAACUGUCUGGAUAAGCCUAAGUUUGGAGGGCGAAACAUUAAAAAGCAAUGCUGCAAGAUGAGAAAGUGUCAGAACUUACAGUGGAUGCCCUCAAAGAUUCUUCAAAAGCAAGGUAAAGGCAAGAAGGACAAGAAAAAGAGGCCACCGGAGAAGAAAGACAGUCUCAAUCCGGUGAAAGGACCAAACUCGGACUCUGGCCCCAAACCCAUUCCUGCUCCAGCAAAAGAGGAGCCUCCCCGUAAAAAGAGCCCUCCUCCUCCUCCUCUAAGGCAGGGAGAGGAGAAGUCAAGACAGCCAUUAUCCAAGCAAUCAUCGCCAGCCCUCGCAUCCUCCCCUGCCCCGGCCGAUCCCCCUCAGGCCUCCGCCGCAUCCACAGCCCAGGCUCAGUCUCCCGCACCGACGUCAGAUCCCAAGCAGCUCACGGUCCCAAGCGCUGCCCCCGGUAAAAAGGGGCACAAACCACAGCAGCCUGUACCGGCUUCCACCUCCACGUCAUCUUCUUCCACUUCAUCAUCUUCUUCUUCAUCCUCAUCAUCUUCUUCUUCCUCCUCCUCCUCUUCCUCCUCUUCAUCGUCAUCUUCAGCACAAAAUUCCCCCUCUCAGUCUACGCAGUCUCAGCCGUCAUCACACCAGCAGCAGCAACGGACACUUACCAGUCAGGCAUGUUCAAAAAAGGAUGCUUCACCCAAGAUUUCGCCGAACGAACCCAAGAAAAAAACACAGCUGCUGCAGCAGCAGCAUUCAGCGCAACAGCAGAGCUCAGCUACAGUAGUUUUAGAUACAGCUGAAUCAAAACAGUUAAAGAAGCCAACUUCUCGCUCUGUUCCCCUUUCUCCUAAACACAAACCAAAAGACAAGCCUCUGACCACUAAACCCCCGAGCAGCAGUACUUUAAACUCGCAGAGCACUCCCUCGACUAGGGGCCAGGUGAAUUCUAGAGCACCCUGCGACGGAGUGCAUCGUAUCAGAGUGGAUUUCAAAAGGAACCAUGAUGUGGAGAAGGUGUGGGAGGCUGGUGGCCUCAGCCUGCUCACCUCUGUGCCUAUCACACCCAGGGUGCUCUGCUUUUUGUGUGCAAGCAGUGGAAAUGUGGAGUUUGUCUUCUGCCAGGUAUGCUGUGAACCGUUCCAUCUCUUUUGCCUGGGGGAAUCGGAGCGCCCUCUCCAGGAGCAGUUUGAGAACUGGUGUUGUCGACGAUGCCGAUACUGCCAGGCCUGUGGGCGCCAGCACCAGAAAACUAAACAGCAGCUGCUAGAGUGCGACAAGUGCCACAACAGCUAUCACCCAGAGUGCCUGGGUCCCAACUACCCAACCAGACCCACCAAGAAGAAGAGAAUCUGGGUUUGCACCAAGUGUGUGCGCUGUAAGAGCUGUGGCACCACGAAACCUGGGAAGUCCUGGGAUGCCCAGUGGUCACAUGAUUUCUCCAUGUGUCACGAUUGUGCCAAACUUUUUGCUAAAGGGAACUUCUGCCCACUGUGUGAUAAGUGCUAUGAUGAUGAUGAUUAUGACAGCAAGAUGAUGCUGUGUGGCCGCUGCAACCAUUGGGUUCAUGCAAAGUGUGAGAAUCUCACAGAUGAAAUGUAUGAACUGCUGUCAAAGCCAGAGAGCGUUGCCUACACGUGUACCAAAUGUACCGAACGACACCCGCCCGAGUGGAGGACGGCGUUGGAAAGGGAACUUCAGGGCUGCAUUCGCAACGUCCUCACUGCACUGCUCAACUCACGCACAUCCACACACCUGCUACGGUACAGACAGGCAGUGAAGCCACCAGAGCUGAAUCCAGAGACGGAGGAGAGUCUUCCAUCCCGUCGCUCCCCGGAGGGCCCAGAUCCUCCAGUCCUGACUGAAGUCACCCCCACACCUCCCAGCGACUCCCCUCCAGAUUUGGAGUCUGUUGAGAAAAAGAUGGAUCAAGGCCGGUACAAUUCAUUGCUGGAGUUUAGUGAUGACAUCGUGCGAAUCAUUCAGACAGCCAUCAACAGUGACGGAGGCCAACCUGAGAGCAGGAAAGCCAACAGCAUGGUCAAGUCCUUUUUCAUCCGGCAAAUGGACCGAACCUUUCCAUGGUUCAAAGUGAAAGAGUCCAGAUUCUGGGAAAGUCAAAAAGUCUCUGCCAACAGUGGGCUCCUCCCCAACGCUGUGCUGCCGCCGUCCCUAGACCACAACUACGCCCAGUGGCAGGAGAGACAGGAGCUUUCCCGUGCUGAGCACCCACACCUCAUGAAGAAGAUCAUCCCUGCUCCCCAGCCCAAGACCCCUGGCGAACCUGAUUCUCCGGCCUCCUCUCCUCCGCUACCUCCCUCUAUACUCCCACCGCCCCUACUCUUGCCUGAUCGCGAGGACAGCCCAGAGCUCCCUCCUCCACCAGGCGUCACUGAUAACAGGCAGUGCGUCCUGUGCCUGAAGUACGGAGACGAGAACACCAAUGAGGGAGGCAGGCUGCUGUACAUCGGUCAGAAUGAGUGGUCCCAUGUGAAUUGUGCUCUGUGGUCCGCAGAGGUCUUCGAGGAUGAUGACGGGUCUUUGAAAAAUGUUCAUAUGGCUGUUCUCAGGGGGAAACAGCUGCGGUGUGAGAAGUGUCAAAAGCCAGGAGCCACCGUUAGCUGCUGCCUUACCUCUUGCACCAAUAACUACCACUUCAUGUGUGCCCGCCAGUGCCACUGCAGCUUCCUGGAAGAUAAAAAAGUCUACUGUCCAAAGCACAGGGACCUCAUCAAAGGAGAAGUGGUGUCUGGGUUUGAGGUGACCCGCAGGAUCCUAGUGGACAUGGAGGGCAUUAAUCUCAGGAGGAAGUGGCUGGCAGGACUGGAGCCUGAAAAUGUCCACAUGAUGAUAGGCUCUAUGGCAAUUGAUUGUUUGGGAAUACUAACUGAACUCUCAGACUGCAAACGGAAACUCUUCCCUGUGGGAUACCAGUGUUCGAGGGUGUACUGGAGUACUUUAGAUGCACGAAAGCGCUGCGUGUAUACCUGCAGGAUCCUAGUUUGUCACCCUCCAGUGGCAGAUUCUGAUCUAAAGAACAUGAUGGCUCCUGAGGAGAAUCGUACAAUAGCACACAGCCCACCCUCCUUAACAGACUUUCCUGAUCCAUUUGAAUCACCAAGGCGCUCUGACACACUUUCCCCUGCCAACACCCCCAAGCUCAGGGUUUACACCAGGAACCGACAUCCCAGCUACCCCCCUUGUCAACGGUCAAUAGGUCCUCGUCCCAUGCCAUCUCCAGGAGGUUCUUCACAGCCCCAAAGUCACGAGAUUGUGACAGUGGGAGACUCCCUGGUAAAUCCCGGUACGCGGAAUAUUGAUUCACGUCGUCACAGCUCGCCUUCCCUCUCCCCUCCGCCUCAGCAGCUUAACAGACAGAGAGGAAUCACCGCCACAUCUCACAUUUUGUCACGACCCCUGACCUCACCCCCUCCGCUCAUCCCCUCCCCCGCCAGGGACCCCGAAAAGUCCAAACACUUCAGCAAAGACUCAGCAAGGAGUCCAGUACAAAAAGACGAAGAAAGAGGUCGACACCUCUCCUCGGACAGAAACAAACAGCAACCUUCCCGAGACCAAGCGACGAGAGAAGCAGACAAGGGGAGACUCCCGAGUCGAGAGCGCGAUUCUAAGGAUUCUGACAAGAGUAGAUCAUCCAGAGAACCUGGGCAGAAAGACUCUGACCGGAGUGAAAUGUCAACCAAAGAGCCAGAAAAGAGGAGGCCGCUGAGUAAAGACUCUGGUCUGAAAGACUUUGACAGAGGCAGACCGAUCAGUAGAGAUCAUUUAAGAGAUUCUGAAAAGGGGAGACAAACAAACAGAGACAAUGAGAAGGGAAAACAGGCGAGCAGAGAAUCAAGCACUAGAGAAACUGACAAAAGUAAGUCAUCCUCUAGAGAGCCCAGCUAUAAGGAUAUGGACAAAGCUAGGUCACUGAAUAGAGAUACAGGACUGCGGGACUCUGAAAAGUAUAGACCAUAUAGCAGGGAAACAGGAAAAGACUCAGGCCAAGGUAAAGACAGAUCAUCCAGCAGAGAUGCUGACAAGGGCAGACCUCCAUCUAGAGAUUCCAGUUAUAGAAGCACAGAGAGAAACAAAGACUCUGGCUCAGGGAAGGACAGUAAUGCAAACAGCCAGUCUAAACAUUCUGGAGGAGAGAGUAAGAACCCAAGACUGGGACCUGCAGGCUCAGGCCAGUCUUCCCCUCCUGUGGGCACUGCUGUUCACACAAGCCAGCAGAGAAGUGGCAGCACCAAGCAGACAGACAAGCAAGGGAAACAUGGAAGCAAAGAUCAGGAUGUUUCUGCAAGCCUCAGUUUGUUGCCUCGUCAGCGGUCCAGCCCGGCGUCCAACAAUAACCAGAACAAGGACAAGCCCAGCUCAGGGAAGGAGAGUAGUAGCAGCACUGGAAAUUUAAUAUCAUCAUCACUCCAUAAGGACUCUGUUGUUGGAAAAUCCGGCUCCCCACAGCCUCCAUUUCAGAAGUCCAGUACACGGAAAUCAAACGAGUACUCGUCAGGUUCAGCCACAGCAGCGACCACAAAGCCUCUGUGGCCUUCGAGGACGUCAGCGGAGGAUGAUGCUGUUAAACGAGGCUCCGUGCACCUGGCCUCUCCAGCUGCAGCCUCAGCUGCCAAAGAUAAACACCCCAAAGUUAAAACAGCAGGCAGCAGAGAUGUGUCCAAAGACCGUGACAGAGAGAAGACCUUUCAAAACAUCAACAUCAGCAACAAGAUUCCCCUUCUCAACAAUAAUGCUAAAGCUGCCGGCAGCUCCAACACGCAUGCUACCAACCCCACUUCUCACAACAGCAGCAAAAGCAAAGCUCCAAUGCUAGGAAACAGCACCAAAGGCCAUGGGAAGGCUCAGGGAGAGAAGCAUGAUACCCAGGGCGGGGACAGGUCAUCCUCAAAGAACAGAGACAGUUACUCCUGUCCAGAGAGGAAGAACAGUUCUAGCCUGGACAACUUGCACCAGACUAUGAAGACCUCUUCACAGUCUCACAGCAAGCAAGCAACUAACCAGCUUUCAUUGUCCUCCAGAGAGAAAAAGCGAUCAAUUAAACCCCCAGCUACAGCUCCGCUAAAGACUGAUAUUAAGAGUGACCCUAAUGGAACCACCACCGUUACUAGUAUUUCUUCAUCCUCCUGCCCCACGACCACUGCCCCCAUAGUGUCUCCUGCUGGCCAGGGGAGUCAUCGCUCUGCAUGUACUGUUCUUUUCUCCUCUGCCAGCAGCAGUGACAGCUCUGAGUCUGACACCCAGACUCACACAGAGGAAGAGGAACUGCAUAAAGAGCGCCCACGCGGAGAGCUCAGAGACCACCGCGGUCUCCACGUGCAAGGCACUGAGGAUGAGGGCGUUGGCCCCGAAGAUGACCAUGACAGGGGUAUGGAGGAUAAACAUCACGAAGAUGACAGUGACGGAUCAGGGUCGGCCAAGCGGCGCUACCCUCGACGCAGCGCACGCGCACGCUCCAACAUGUUUUUCGGCCUCACGCCUUUCUAUGGGGUUCGCUCGUACGGUGAGGAAGACCUUCCUUUUUAUGGCAGCGGCGACGGAGCCGGGACUGUGGUUAAGAGGAGGACGGGUGGCCGCAAGAAGUCAGCUGAGGGGCAGGUCGAUGGAGCGGACGAUAUGAGCACCACGUCUUCAUCUGGAGACAGCGGAGAGGAUGAAGACAGUGGAAUGAAACAUAGGGGUAAGGAUCCUUAUUACUACAACUUCACUCGAACAAUAAUUAACCCUGGUGAGGGCCUGCCAUCUAUAGAAGGAUUAGACCAGUGUCUGGGAAGGGGAUCCCAGCUUCAGCGUUUUCUAAAGGACGAGGAGCAGCAGCAACGAAGGGCUCAGCAAAAAGCUGAAGAGGACAUGCUGAGCGCUUUGACCUUGGGCAACCAGCGUAUCGGCCAGCUUGAUGGCGUCGAUGAUGGGUCGGAGAGUGAUACCAGCAUCUGCACCACCAGCACCACAACCACUACGGCCACCUCCUCUUCCACCACACACAAAAGCACUCCCAAGAGGAGAGGCAGAGAGAGGCACACUGAGAAGGCCGACUCCCACGAGUCAAGCAAAGAGGCCGACAGCAGCGGUGGAGCAGUUAGUGGAAACACCCGAGAAGGCAGAAAAAACCAGAAGGAAAAUUGUCUUCCACUCGGAGGUGGGGUCAAGUCCCAGCCGCAGAGUCAGGGUCAGGAUCCUCUCGAGGCCCAGCUGUCCCUCAGCACAGACCUGCUUAAAUCCGACUCUGACAACAACAACAGCGAUGACUGUGGGAACAUUUUGCCAUCAGAUAUUAUGGAGUUUGUCCUGAACACCCCCUCUAUGUCAUUGCCAGCUCUGGGUCAGCAGUCUGAGCCAUCUUCUUCUGAGCUGCUGCUGGAUGAGAGCUAUGUUGGAGUGGAUGUCAACAGACGUAAAGACAUUCUGUUUGAUGACUUCUCCGAGCCGCUGCCCAGUGCGGAAAGCGGAGGGGUCGUAGAGAGUAGUGUGAAUAGCUCAAUAUCUGUGGAGGAGCCGUAUCUUCCUUUGGAGCUGCCGUCUGACCUCUCUGUCCUGACCACACGCAGCCCGACUGUCAGCAGCAGUCAGAACCACAGCGCUGGGAGUCUCAUCUCAAAUACCUCAGACCGCACCAUGCUAGGCUUGAACUCGGACACAGAGACCAUCAGCGGGGAAAAGAGUGGGGACAAAAAGAGAACGGGGCCAGGCGUGUCACCAUCAGAGAAUCAGCACGAUGGUACGUCAUUGGCAACCAGGGAUACGCAGGUCUCAGAAGGUCAUAUGACUCCUGAGCAGUUUAUUCCUAGCCCUGCUAUUGGCCAGGUAGUUGAGGCACCAGCUAACCAGGAUAUUCCGAGGAGUUCUGGUACUCCCGGUUUGCCAAGUUCACCCUCCCUGCCUCUUCAGGGUCAGAAAUACCUCCCGACUUCAGCAGCAGCAGCUGCAGGCAGCGCCAGUCCAGCACCGGGCCCAGGACCUUCCCAGGCUCAAGUAUCCAGCCCAGCAGUCAUCAAACCAGGUCCUGACAAGCUUAUUGUAGUCAAUCAACAAUUCCAGCCUCUCUAUGUCCUCCAGACUGUCCCUAAUGGUGUCACUCAAAAGAUUAGUGCAACAGGAGUGAUGGAUUCUAGCUCGCCUGCAGUGCUAAGCUCCAUGACACUUACCACGGGGUUAAAUACUGGCUUGUCUUCAGCCCAAUCAAUAUUUCCUGCUGGGGGCAAAGUUCUGGGUACCAUGCCUCACCCCUCUCAGAUUCACACCUUCACAGGACCCACACAGACAGGCUUCCAGACAGGAAUCCCUAGCACCACCUCAGGACUUCUCAUUGGUUUGCCGUCUCAGUCCCACGACCAGUCCCAGAUUCUGGUCUCGGAGGCCGGUCGACCACACGAGUUGGGUCCCAGUGUUGCCAUAGUGUCGAGUCCGUCCUCUCUCACCUCUUCCCCAACUGUACUUGCCUCUGCUCAUGGCAAAAAGAGACCCAUAUCUCGUCUUCUGCCAAGAAAAAGCAAAAAGUCAGGGCGCUCCCGUAACCAGCCCACUCUGGCCCCGUCUGAAGUAGGCCCUCCCAAUAUGACCCUCAUCAACCUGUCUUCCCCUCAGAUUACUGCUAGCAUCCCCGGUCAACCUGGUGGCCUAGUUGAGUUAAGCACUCUCUCCACUUCUCAACGCAAGAUGCCCAAUAUAAUCAAGAGACCAAAAUCCGGCGGGGUGAUGUACUUAGAUCCCACUACUCUUCUUCAGCAGAGGCUUUCUGGUCCUGCCCAGCCCGGUAUCUUGAGCCACGAUUCCUCUGCUCAUCUCCUGCCUUGCUCAGUCUCUGGCUUGAACCCCAGCCAGUCAGUGUUAAAUGUUGUGUCUGUUCCCCCUAGUGGCGCAGCUGGACUUCUUGCCCCAGGAUCAGUAUCACUCUCCACCCCUGUUCUCAGCUCAACUGAGAUCACAGGGCAGAUUAGCAACCUCCUUUUUAAAGCAAGUCCACACGGCCUGGGCCUGUCAGAUCAGCCUGUGGUCCUUCAGUCAGCAGGAGGAGCUCCCCUGAUGUCACAGCUAAGCUCCCCUGUUCAGACAUCAAUAGCUAGCAGCAUCUGCGUCCUGCCCUCCCAACAGACUAUCAACAUGGCUGUCAACCAGCAAGGAGAGACAGACGCCAGCAGUAUUCACUUACAACAUCAGUCUCAACCCGUUAACAGACCCCAGCCCGUGGACUCAUGUCCAAACAGCACCGUUACUUUAGCUCCUGCUCCAUCCACCCCUCUAAGUCCCGCCAAGGGACGUGUUGUUGGAGUGUUCACGCAAACACAGACAUCCAUGCACUCCCAGAGCAGUAGAACAACUCCUAUUUCCAAGUUAUCAGAGCAUAUGUCACCUACCUCCACAGUAGUGUCAGCAGCAACUGCAGUUUCAGGAGCAGAGAAAGGCAAACAGAAAGGCAAGAGGAGCAGGCAGAGUCCAGAUAUAAGCAGCGGGAAGAAGCUUAAGGCCUCUCUGCCUGAGGAACAUUUCAGCAACCCUGCAGGACAGCACCCAUCCUCUAACCCAAGCUCCAAAGAGCUGAGCUCCCCUGAGCCAAUGGACACAGGAAAGCCCCCGGAAAAGACGACCAACAAGAGUGUACUUGGUAAAAAGAAGACAUCCGAAGGACACGUUUUACCAGGGAAAGUGGUGGGAAAAGACAAACCGCAUGCAGCUGGAGGAGCAGGCUCUCUUCCUGUGGCCUCACCGCCCGACCAGGAUGGCAACAGCAGGGAUAACGGUUUAGACAGCAAACCCAAAAAGGGUAUCAUCUUUGAAAUCUGCAGUGAGGACGGGUUCCACAUCCGCUGUGAGAGUAUUGAAGAGGCCUGGAAAUCCCUGACUGAUAAAGUGCAGGAAGCUCGCUCCAGUGCACGACUCAAAAAGCUCUCCUUUGAAGGUGUGAACGGACUGAGGAUGCUCGGGGUCGUCCAUGAGGCUGUAGUCUUCCUGUUGGAGCAGCUGUAUGGCACCAGGCACUGUCGAAGCUAUCGCUUCCGCUUCCACAAACCGGAGGAAACGGACGAACCUCCCAUCAACCCCCACGGCUCGGCUCGUGCAGAAGUCCACCACAGGAGGUCAGUAUUCGACAUGUUCAAUUUCUUGGCCUCAAAACAUCGCCAACCUCCUGAGUAUAGGCCGCAGGAAGACGAUGAUGAUGAAGUGCAGCUCAGGACUGCCAGGCGUGCCUCCAUGGAGCUUCCACUUGCUGUGAGAUUCAAACAGCUCAAGGCCACCUCGAAGGAGACUGUGGGGGUCUACAGGUCUCCUAUCCAUGGCCGUGGUCUCUUCUGCAAGAAAACCAUUGAAGCAGGAGAAAUGGUCAUCGAAUACUCUGGGAACGUCAUUCGGUCUGUGCUCACUGACAAACGGGAGAAAUACUACGAUGGGAAGGGCAUUGGCUGCUACAUGUUUCGCAUCGAUGACUAUGAGGUGGUGGAUGCCACGGUGCACGGCAACGCCGCCCGCUUCAUCAACCACUCCUGCGAGCCCAACUGCUACUCCCGGGUGAUCACCGUGGACGGCCAGAAGCACAUCGUCAUCUUCGCCUCGCGCCGCAUCUACUGCGGGGAAGAGCUCACCUAUGACUACAAGUUCCCCAUCGAGGACGCCAGCAACAAGCUGCCGUGCAACUGCAGCGCAAAGAAGUGUCGCAAGUUCCUCAACUGAUGCCCGUACCUGAAGGACCUUAACGAGGACUGUUGAGCAACAGCACCGCAAUGACCCGCAGCACGCGGCUUUGUGGCGAUUUCAUGCGUCCGGUCUACGAUGGACCACAGCUGUGAGCAGGCCAGGAGCUCCGUCGGCACCCUCUGCUGAUGGUUUUGAGCACAGCAGGCUCAGCAGCUGUCGGUUGCACUGUAUAUGCAGGAAGGGCCAUUUUUUUGGAGGACGGGCCAUUUGUAGAAAUACCAACAUAUUGUGCCUCCUUAUGUCUCGUUUUCAUUUGGCACUCAGAGGUGAGUCAGAAAGUCAUGUCAGAAGUUCCCCCUUCAUAAUUUAUUUAUAUUUUUGUUUUUAUACAUUGGCCCAUCCUCCUUAAUUUUCUAAAUGUUUUGGUCUACUUGUGCUGAGAUGUGAACACAGAAGGAAAAAAAAAAUCAAAGAACUUGGUUCAAUUUUACACCAAAGUGCAAUUUGUUGAAGGGACUUUUACUAAAGGUAAAAAUUAGAAAAUUGUUAGAAAUUCUUUUAUUUUUUAUGUUGAUCUAAGUGUCAGCUGUUAUUGAUGCACAUCUCCCCGUCUGAAUGUGCCCCGAUGCCUUCAGAAUUGUUGUGAUUUUACUGGAACCUUCCCCUAAUCUGACUUUUUGUUUUCCCAAAGAAGAAGAAGGAUAAAAAAGCGUGUAGGUGUGUACAUUUAACACUGUAAAUAGGAGCUGCUCGUGUAUGGCAGCCUGAUCAGAGCCGUGCAGGUUGAAACACUAGGGGGAGCAGUCGCCACAGGAAGGAAGAGAGGAAAUAACAAAGAAGGGAGAAAAAGAUUCGUUUUUGUCAGUUUGUGUAAAGGAUGAUAUCUGAGGUUGAUACCAUCUUAAAAUUGACUUUCAGUCUGACAGCUUGGUAGCUACAUGAAAGUGAGAUGAAGCCUCUGGCCUGAGAGAGCGAGGCAGCUAGAGAUUCUGGUGGACUGACAGCCGAGGGACCAGAGAAACCUACUGAUGUGCUUGAGUAGACGUAUUUAUAAUUGAUUUUUCUUUUUUUUGUGGGACGGGGGCCUGUUUUCCAGACGCAGAGACGUCUGCAAGUUUGUGCAUGCUGUUGUUGUUAUCAAACUCGUUCGGGUAAUCGUAUAAGCUUGGACUUUUGAGUCACUUUCCAAAUUACAGCAGCAAAGAGAACCAAACUUUUGCGCCCUUGAAUUGAAUUUUUCACUCGGCUUGUUUUCUUCUUGGCCUGUUGUGAUAAACAUACUGAUAGAAAGGAGGAAAAAAAGUUUUCUUUUUUAUUUGUAUUAAGUCUUCUAAAGUCUUGUCUCUUUGUCUGUCUUUUUAUUAUGGACAGGGAAAUAUCAUGCUUGCUUUUAAAAAAAUAAAUGUAAAUAAUGUAUAUUUUUCUACAAAAAAAACCUUAAAAGCACUCACUAGUGAAUAGCACUUAAUGAUGGUAUUUAUAUUUUUAAAAAAUUGUAUUUAUUUUAUUGCCAUUUUUGUAGAAAAUAGGGGUUUACAAACACUAAUACUUGGUCUCUAUGUUUUGUAUCCCGCUGCCUUUCAGAGUUUUUGUUUGUUUGUUUUUUUAAUAAUUUUUUUUGUUUUCUUUUUUAAAUUCGUACCCUGAAUGUUUUCUUUGAUUCCAAAGACUGACGCUGGUCUAUCUAUGGCUUGGUCCCCAUUUAAGUUCAGUCCACCAGUAGCUCUUUUAUCUAUCCUGGGCCGUUUGGUCAGAGCUGACAUUUUUCUAUUAUUUUGUUAAUAUUAUUAUUAUUAUUAUUAUUAUUAUUUUAAUUGUUCCAGUCCUAGCUAACAGUAUGGCAGUCAUGUGAACUACUAUUAUGCACUUGAGAGAGAGUUUAGAUUGUUGAUCCAUAGCGACAUCUCCUCUCUCCAGCCUUAUUGUCUCCACACCACAUCAAACCGAGGAUAGAGCCCUCAUGGAGGCGAUUCUAUCAAAGUGGUUCGGUCACUAAUGAGCCACGGGUCGACAGGCUUGCAGCCGAUUGGCAAUAUAUGAAAUAUUGAUUGAUAUGUAAAAACCCCACAAAGAUUCCCGUCAGUUUAAGGCAUUAUGUCCCUCUGAAGACUUUGGCUAUAAUGAAGAGGUGCCUUUAUUUUAAUGCUACCUAUAGCAGUCAUCAUAUCCGACUAGAGCCAUUGUAUACAUUAAAAGAAGCAUGGUGUUGUGGUGACUGCUCAUCAGUGCUCACCCGCAAUUUAAAAUCGUUCUUAUUCCUUCAUCCAGUCUCCUCAUAAUUCACCUCAGUUCGUAAAUGCCUCUUCUCUCUUAAACAAAGAGUGACUGGUUCCACUGAGCGACUGAAGCCGAUUGGUCCGUUUGUCCCUUUUAAGGAAUUCGUCAUCGUGACUUCAUUGUCGCCUUUUAAGGUCGUUAGCGGCUCGCCCCUCAACCACCCUCUCAUUUGUUUUUGUGAAAGUGAAGCUGAAACGGGUUGCACUUUAGCUGUGACACAGGCACUGAACCGGCAUAGGAAAAGCUCCCAAUACUGAAACCAGAAGCACAGACCGUCUCUGAGUUUGUGCGACAGGCCCUGAUAUUUGAAAUUUAUGGAUUGGUGUCGAUGACUCCGACAGUGGUGUUUGAGGCUCUAGCAAAGUGCACUUGACUCUGUUUUUAUUUAAAUUUUUUAUUGUUUUACUUCAACAAAGUGAAGGCAGGGACCACACCAGCAGCCCUCUCCUUCCUGACGGUGCGGCGCGUACAAACCUCGGCUGCGCUUUUCCCACAGAGAGCCCUGACGCCUCCGCCGGCGGGCCAGCUGGGCGUACGCAGACCUGCACCGACAACCGGGCUCGCUGGGUUCUGCUGCUAAAGGUCAACGAUGAAUGUAUAUUCUUCCUCCACAUCACCCAACGUGGGUGGAUGUUGAUGCUUUGUCAGCUAUAUUCGUUUAGGGGUUUUUUUGUUGCUUUUUUUUUUUUUUUUAGUUUUUUUUUUUUUUUAAGUUGUCAUGUCAGCAACCCCUGGUAGAUGUGGAAGAUAUGUCGAUACGACCUCAAAGCCAGGGAGCAGUUUCAUUUCAGCACUGGGAUUAACACUGAGGCGUAAAACAGCGGGCGGUGUUUUCUGUCUGUAGGACAACAGGUUAGCUCAAACAGUUCACGCUAGCGUCGGCCGGCGCCAAGGGCUCUGUCUACGACUCUCUCUUCACGAGAGCCACUUCUGCUUUUUUCAGGGUCAGAGGGUGUUCAGUGACGACAAGUCAUUUAUUUCACUGUUUUUAAAAUGGCAUAGAUACAAAUAAGGAAGUAGUCUGCUGUUUCUUUGGUCUUCAUUUUACCACGCCACACCAGUGGCACUUCUCCGUCAUUAUCUGUAAUUAUAGUAUAAAUACUUAACAAUAUUAUACGGAAACAUGCAUAGUAAUUUCUUGUACUUUAGUAUCUAUACAAUAUAUGGAAUGGACAGACAAACUUAGUUACAGUAGCAAAAACAGCAGAUUUAUAAUGGUUAAUAGCAAUGUUUCAAUGUACUCUAUAAUGGUUUUGUGUUACAGUACUAUCCGCUGAAACUAACGUGCAUCAUUCUUUUGUAUAUUGAUAUCCAGUACCAGUUUUGCUGUGCCUGUGAGCGCUCCUUCGCAGCAGCAGGGAGCGUUGCAGUUCUUUUUGUUUUAUUUCUGGAACGGAACUUUUUUUUUUUUUUUUUUUUUUUUUUUUUUUUGGUAGUUUUUUGUUUGUUUGUUUUUUUGUUGUUUUUUUUAAUGUGAUGAGAAAUGUAACUGUAUUAAUGUGGUUGUGAACUUCUUGAGGUCAUCCAUUUUUUCUGGUUGUUGUAGUGAAUGUUUUUUCUUUUUUAAUUUUUUCUUUUAUUAUUUUUAUUAAUUUUGUUUUUUUCAUGUUUUAACAGGGACUUUUUCGACUGCUUACUUGAUGCGGUAAAAAUUAAGAGAUGGGUUUGUGGAGGCUUACCAGGAUUUUAAAGAUACCACCAAAAUGGCGUUUUUCUUUUAAUUUUUUUUGUUUUUAUUUAUUUGGUUUAUGUUUUUUGUUUUUGUUGUUUUUUGAUCAGGUUUUUUUUUUUUUCUCGUUGGAAACCUCUCACGUCUCCCUGACCACCUCUUUAUCUCUCUCUCUCCUAUGAAGCUUUUGGUUGUACUUAUCAUGUACUGUUUUUGUAGAAAGUCAUAAUGCUGAUGUUGAAAACAUUUAAUUUAUUUAUUUCGUGCAACAUCCACCCUGAAUUGUUCUUUUACAAGUCAAGGUUUUGGAGAGGUCAGACAAGUACUUAAACCUGUAUUUGUAAUUUUUCUGAUUGUUUCUCAUGUAUAGACGUUAUCAGCCUAGGGUGGGUUGCGGUGUCGCAGUAGGACGUGAAAAAGAGGGAUCACGAACGGGCUAGUUUGUUUCGCCUUGAUUAUCUGCCGUUGUCUUAUCAUUUUCUUCCUGCUCUCUGUAAUAACGGUAUUCACAGCAGUCAUAUUUUCUCCCAUAAAACCGGCGAUCUUUCUUUGUACACAUCAACGAAAUGAAGGAAAACCACCACCGUGAAAAUAAACCACAAACUACUUGGUUGAAUGUAUAAUUUGGAAACAAAGUUGUACAUAAGUGUAAAAAGAAAAGUUUCUAAUCAUGUUUAUUUUCUAUGCACUUUUUUAUUUAAGUGAUAGUUUAAAUAAUAAACAUGUCUCCUUUA